Messenger RNA from Colletotrichum fioriniae, 4185 nucleotides. NCBI's taxonomy places the organism in Eukaryota, Fungi, Ascomycota, Sordariomycetes, Glomerellales, Glomerellaceae. The record is from RefSeq and is a predicted model, not a curated record.
AUGGCGACGAUGCGAGGAACGCGUGUGCCUAUUGGCUCCGCGUCAUGGGUUAACGAAGAACGAACUACAGCCCUUAGUAUCGUUCAGGCUGAGGCCGAAGAGUUCUCUUUUGCCGCGAGAAACGAGUUUGACUGGCUUAAUGAGCAUAUGGCUGGGGUCUUCAACGAGAACGAAAUCAAUGUCGCCGAGAUCUUCAAGACACCUGGAAAGCUUCGAAGCAAAACGCCCCGAACGGCGCGUAAGGUCGACAAUGGCGAGCCUCGUAUCCCACUAUCAGAUGUGUUCUCUUCCACUCCCAACGGCGCCCCAAACACUUUCACACAACAUCUUACUCGCGCUACUCCCACUGCCAACCCUGUGCCAUCAACAUUGUCACCUUUGAUCAACAGGAAUAUUUCGCCCCUCAAGGCUGCCCCCUCCCCUAGGCCGGUUUCGAAACAGCCCGUUGCACUAGCCGAUUCCGGAUAUUAUGGCAGCCAGGAUGUCGACAACGUGGACAACGAAGAAGACGACGACGACGACAUGGAUGUCGACCUGAUCGAAGAGGAGACACAGAUCGGCGAGCCACGAUCGAGCCCCCCAAAGACUGCUGGACGUACCGGCCAUGUCGCCUUCGAGGCCAUCGAGCAGAACGCGCCUCAAAGCCCUACCGAAACACGUACUAUACGCUCUCCUGAAGUUACUUUCCAGACGGCCAAGGAAGAGCAGACAACGCGGGUUAUACGCGAUCUCACCGAGGAAGCUCCAUCCUCAGCAUCGUCCAAGACCUCAGCUGCCCCAAGCCCGGCCAAGGAAGCCAGAACGCCCUCGCCUCCUAUCGUGUCACCCACGCCCCGUUCCGCAAAAAAGAGCGUGUCACCUAUCAAAGCCUCACCUCAGAAGCGCUCCCCAGCGAAGCAGUCUUCACCGCCAUCCUCACCUGUGCUUGGAGCUGCACCAUCUCCUAUGCCCGAGCCUUCGCCUGCUGCCGAAUCACACGAUGAUGUGGAUGUCCACAUGGACGAUGAUACACGAUCACCAUCCGACGACGAGUCGAGCCCGAUCCGCCCAGUCAGGAAGAGCAGCCUCAACUUUGCUUCACUUCCUGCUAGAGAGCCUCUUAAGAAUAAGAGUAUCGGGGCCCGCGUCUCCAGGACCAGUCACUUGGAUAUGAACCGUCAGAGUUACUAUGGUAGGCAAACGGGAGGAAAGAGUUUAGGAAACAACAUGGAGCUACUUGGGGAAUCAGACGACGAGGAAGGCAACGACGACGGAAUGAGCAUCGAUGGCUCAGCCGAAGACAAGAAGGAGGUCGACAACUACGCUUCUAACCACAACAAAACAUACACUCAACGACUACAAGACCAAAUCAACUUGCUCGGUAAAUCUCAACCAAACGCAAGCCGACCUUCAAAGUCGAUCCCGAGCUCGGCGGUUGCGCAACAGCUUGCGCAAACGACUGCGGCCCAAUUAGUUGAAGAUGCCAAGGCAGCAACACCCGCGAAGAAGUCCGCUGCACCGCCAACUCCUGGGGCGUUCCCGGAGGACGAUGAAGAAGAAGACGAAGUGGAAGAAGGCGAAGAGGAUGACUGGAUUGCGCCUCCUGUGCCUGCGAAAGAUACGCCCUUGGCCAGUCCACGACCGCAUUUGCCUAAGAGCCACACUGCGGACGUCAUGGAAGGCAUUGACAGGGCAGACACCGUCAGCGGUCCUGAAUUUGCUUUUCCUAAGCAGCGGCAAUCUCCUGGUCGCUCAGGCUCCCCCAAGCGGGCACCUGUCAUCCCUGAGCGUACCACCAGUGUGUUUGGACACGGCAAAUCUGCCUCCGUUUCUGUCUUGCCCGAUCUUUCGAAGGACAAAAUGGUUGAAGACCUGUCCCCAGCCAAGAAGCAUGUUUCUGUCUCCAACCCUCUGUCAGCUGUGCCGGAGGAUGGACGCCCCGAGACCCCCCAAUCGCCUACACGAAGCUUCCGGGACAGUCCAUUGAAACAGGUCAAGAACAAGCUGUCUUCUAUUCUGAAAAGUUCCAAGGGUCUUCUUGCGAGCAGUGCGGCUAUCAGCGCUGAGGGCAAAUCUUCGCUAAUGUCACCUUCCACCACUCGCUUCGGCAUCAACCCCGGUCCCUCUACAGACUCGAUUGUGCCCCAGUCAGUCGCCGCAGAGCCAUUGUAUCCUGACCUUUCCAAGCGAAUUGCAGCCGAUGCUCAAACACUCUCUAGCAUGGGAAGCCCUGAGAAGCCCGUUGCGCGCAGAACGCGGGCUUCCGUUGAGAAGGAGAAGGAAGACAAGCGGAAAGAGAAAGAGGCCAAGCUGAUGGCUGAUCAGAUGAGCAAGCUGGACAAGGCUCGUGCAGAUGAGCGGGAAAAGGCCCGGACUUUCAGCAAAGAGCAAGAGAAGAUUGCCGCGAUGGAGAAGAAGAUUGCUGCUCAAAAGGAGAAGGAACCUGAACAGGAGCAAGUCAGGGAGGUUGAACGACCUGCUCGAACGCCGGCCCCGAAGGAAGCACCCAAGCCUACAAGGACUAGCCCUCGCAAGGCCAAGGCUCAAGCUGAGGCCGAGGCUGCUGCCCAGGCCUCACAGUCAGAAAAGCCUGAUGUAGAAAUGGCUGAAGCGCCAACCCCCAGGCCGCCGCCAUCCGCUCCUCGCUCUGUUGGCCCUAGCCAGACGGCCAGGCAGCGAGAACUCAGGCGUCCGAUGAAGCCAACCAAGGAAGCGCCCAGCAAGAUCAAGCAAGCACCUACCGUCAUUCGCGUUAACACCGGCUCGCAACACUCGCAGUUCCACCCCUCCAACAGCACAUUAUCAUCGGGCCUACAAGAGACACUGGGCUCCUCAAUCAAGUCCAAAUCAAGCCAGCCAGGCUCACAUAGCAAGCAGUCUCUGGCGAGCAUGAAGAGCUCUGUCUCGUCCAACGGCCGACCGAAAGCACUCGAGCUUGCCGCCAAGCGAAAGGAACAAGAAGAGCGGGAGGCCCAACGGAAGAGAGAUGCGAAGCUCGAACUCGAACGCAAACGCGCUGCGAUUCAAGAGGAGGAGCGCAAGCAGGAACUGCAAAGGCGGCAAGAGGCAGAGAGACAGAGGGAGAGGGACAGGGAGCAAGCCGAGGCGAAGAAGAGCGCACAGAGACAGGCAGCAAUUGAGCGUGCCAAGCAGACCCGAGCACCGCCGCCUGCUGUGCGCUCUCAGCCCAAUGGCCCUCCCGACUACACCGCCAGCCAACGCUCCGAUGGCCAGCCUCCCCGGCCUCCGUCCCGAAUGAACUCAAUGGCCCAUCGGUCUCAAGAGGAUCGACCGGUCAAUGCUGUUCUCUCAAACGCUUCGAAGCCAGGCUCGAAGCGUCCCCUGCCGCAAGACAGCAGAGAGGACACUGGCUCGCGCAACCCUCCCGCACGUAACGGGCAAUCUUACAAAACCCAAGAAGCCAAGCGUCGUCGCACUAGUGAUGACUUUGCUGAUGAGCUUGACAUGGACAUUCAACCACCCAACAUCAAGGGCCCUCCUGUUCGCCCUCCGUCAGUUGGUUUCAAGAAGGUUGGUUACCCAUUGCUCAGUGCGCACGAGGGGAGCUAUACUAACGUGGAUCAUCAGGAUAUACCCACUAAGUCGACGUACGGCUACACCAACGCACCACCGAGUGCCUCCAGAGAUUUGUUCAAGUCUACCGUCACCGCCCAGCACCACAGCACAAUCAAGUCCACAAAGCAAGUGGAUAUGAAUCAGUUUGCUCAGGGACACAUUCCAUUCGCGCCCAAUCCAAACCCUGCCGGCCCGGCUCAUAAGACACCAGCGCGACCUAUGGGUGCUGCAAGCACCAAGUCUACCGCAAAGGCCACGAGAUCGUCUCCUCGAUUCCAAGACGGCGAAAAGAUUGAGCUGCCCGAAAUCGAUACAGAUGAGGACGAAGAUGAUGACGACUCCCACUUUGGCGUUGCCCCUUGGGCUGAUUCGCCUGAUUUGAGACGCGCCCUCAUGAAACAGGAAACCAUGAACCCUGAGGGUAUCUUUGGGCCUCCCCGUGCCCUUAACAUGGAGGAAGUGUUUAACAACAAGGAGAGAUGGCACAAGUUCCGCGCACGCACAUCAAGCGCUAACUGGAGUGGAUCGGAUCGCUUGACAGAAGACGAGAUUAGGAAGGAUCUUGCAGCUCGCGACAAGCUUCGCAGAGAGGGUGGUUGGUCCUACGAGAUGAGCAAGGACUUGAUGUGA